UAACGACUACUUAUUGCUUACAGUUCACAUGGGCCUCUGAAUGCAUGUGUUGACAUUGACAAGGUGUCUGUUUUGACCACAGUCCAAGGCCAAGUUCAGCCAUAUAAUCAGGAUUGUUUGUGUAUAUUCUGUCUGGGACUUUGAAAGUGCUGUCUUACCAACCUAUUCAACUUCAUACAGGAAAGACAAUAUGAGUGAACAGCUGCAACCCGAAGACUAGAGGCACUGUCCCCCUAAAAUGAACUGUUGACUGAAAUCAGUUGGACCACAUAUUGGUUGCCAUGGGCACCACACUGAGUGAGCCUUGCAUCUACGACAAGCUGUCUGAGAGCAUCGAUAUUCUCCGCCAGUCGGGGUAUCGCUAUGGCAUGUCAGAGAGGGAGAUCGAGAAGUUUAUCAAACAAGUCUUGGAGACCAACGAGCCUCGAAGAGACCCACCACAAUUCCCCAUCCUUCGAGCCACCAUCAAGGUAAGAUGCACACACACACUCAUGUAAGAUCAUACACAGGGAUUGUCUAAAAGGCACUCGCCCAUCGGGCAAGUCAGGAGUAUUUUUGGGUUGCCCAAAGAUUAUGAUCACUUGCAGAAAAAUCUUAGAUGGCUAUUUUCACCUACAAGGGAGGAACCAGGAAGAAGAGACUACUGGAAUUAUUUGCAUUUUGUUUGUUAUCAAUAAAACAAAAUCACCUGCCCAAUGGAGAAACCACAGAGCAGGCUCAACUUCUGCGAUUGCUCUGGUCACUUGCCCUGGGCAAUAAGGCAACCCUUAAUGUCAAUCCCUGCAUUGAUGAACCAUCCUCUCACUAGUUCCUCUUCUCUCCAUCCUGUAGUUUGUUGUAGCAGUAGGCUUUCUGUUGGUGGUGGUGCUGGCCUUCACCUACCCCCAGACUCGGCCCCAGCUAGGUGUGACGUACACAGGGGGACAUAACUGGUCCUCCCCCCUCAGCCACAUCAGACUGCUGACUCUGCCCAUUGCCAAGAAAUACAACCUGCAAGGUACAGUAACAGGGGAAAACACUAUUUUAGACACUAUCCCUAGUUGUUCACUAUAGACAAUGGGUCUUUGUUCCUAGCCAGUGUGUGUAACAGCAGUUUCCCUACUGUCUCUCUCCUAUAGGUUUCCAUGAGUGGUGGAGUGCAGGGGCUCUGCGACAGGGCCUGGUCAACUGUUCUGGCUGUGCUGAGGUAUCCUCUGUGCUGGAGGUCCCUGAGACCCUCAGAGAGUCUGCAGUCAUGCGCAGAGGACCACAGCCUGUGCUGGUCAAGGUAUGACCACCACUAACAAUAGAGAAAGAGAAAGACACUCAUUGAAGUUUAGACUGAAAAACAACAAUUUCCCUGAAAGUGAGGGUCCAGUUUGCUCAUCGUUUACAGAUCCACCACAGAAUGAUCUUUAUUGAGCUAGUUCAUUUAGCUAAUAUCAGCAGUUAGUCUUGUCUGUGGCUGUGCCUGACAUAUGUCCUCUGUCUCUGUGUAGGGUGGGGAGUCUCUGUGUCUGCAGAGGCAGCAGCUAGAGGAGCUCUAUUCAGCCCACUCCAGCUCCAUGAGUAUACUACUGGAGGAAGACAACCUACUGUCACAUGAUGAGGGUUUUCCACAGGGCCCUGCAAACUUUACCCUGCUCUGGUACAUUUACAUUACAUUUGACGUUUUAGUCAUUUAGCAGACGCUCAUCAGGGUGGGAAAUUAGGGUAAAAAUAUCACCAGCCACGUUGGCGGCUGGUCACACACAGCUUUUGGGAACAGUUUUUUUCAAACCAAAGCCCAAAUGUAGAAGUUGGUCAAAUUGACCUGAAAGGCUACUAAAGUGUGGCUUUGUCCUCGUGUUUCUUGGCUAGUUGUUCACACGCUAGGUUGUUUUUCAAUAUUCAUUUGAGUUUGCUGCAACUGUCUGACACAGAGAUUCUCAAUCUCAUCUCUGACAGACACUGAGUGCUGUUACCACAGUAAUUCUCAAGCAAGCAGCUGAACAUUUUUGUGUCACCUAAUGACUCAAAUAUUUGGGGGUACAUUGUGCUUGAUUGAGCGUGGAACACUGCAAAUACCUUUUUAUUCAUAAACGUUUAGUCAUGUCUUAUCAUUAAAACACUCACAUAAUUUAAUUGUGCUCCUGAAUUUAUUUGUGUGCUCAUAAAUAUCAACUUAUGUACUCCUUGUAAAAACAUUCAGCGUUAGAGCCCUGAACUAAUGUAUUAAAAAUAAAAUAUUUACAGUAUUCAGACCCUUUGCUAUGAGACUAAACAUUGACCUCCGGAGCAUCCUGUUUCCAUUGAUCAUCCUUGAGCUGUUUCGACAACUUGAUUUGAGUCCACCUGUGGAAAAUUCAAUUGAUUGGACAUGAUUUGGAAAGGCAAACACACCUGUCUAUAUAAGGUCCCACAGUUGACAGUGCAAGUGAGAGCAAAAACCAAACUUUGAGGUCGAAGGAAUUGUCCGUAGAGCUCCGAGACAGGAUUGUGUCGAGGCACAGAUCUGGGGAAGGGUGCCAAAACAUUUCUGCAGAAUUGAAGGUCCCCAAGAACACAGUUGUCUCCAACAUUCUUAAAUUGAAGAAGUUUGGAACCACCAAGACUUCCUAGAGCUGGCCGCCCGGCCAAACUGAACAAUCGGGGGAGAAGGGCCUUGGUCAGUUCCUCUGUGGCCAGACAGAAGCCACUCCUCAAUAAAAGGCACAUGACAGCCCACUUGGAGUUUGCCAAAAGGCACCUAAAGGACUCUCAGACCAUGAGAAACAAGAUUCUCUGGUCUGAUGAAACCAAGAUUGAACUCUUUGGCCUGAAUGCCAAGCAUCACGUCUGGAGGAAACCUGGCACCAUCCCUACGUUGAAGCAUGGGGGUGGCAGCAUCAUACUGUGGGGAUGUUGUUCAGCAGCAGGGACUGGGAGACUAGUCAGGAUCGAGGAAAAGAUGAACGGAGCAAAGUACAGAGAGGUCCUUGAUGAAAAUCUGCUCCAGAGCGCUCAGGACCUCAGACUGGGGUGAAGGUUCACCUUCCAACAGGACAACGACCCUAAGCACACAGCCAAGACAACGCAGGAGUGGCUUCGGCACAAGAAUGUCCUUGAGUGGCCCAGCUAGAGCCCGGACUUGAACCAGAUCAAACAUCUGAAAAUAGCUGUGCAUUAACGCUCCCCAUCCAACCUGACAGAGCUUGAGAGGAUCUGCAGAGAAGAAUGGUAGAAACUCCCCCAAAUACAGUUGUCCCAAGCUUGUGGCGUCAUACCCAAAAAUACUUGAGGCUGUAAUCGCUGCCAAAGGUGCUUCAACAAAGUACUGAGUAAUGGGUCUGAGUACUUGUGUAAAUGUGAUAUUUCCGUUUUUUAUUUUUUUUAAAUUUGCUUUGUCAUUAUGGGGUAUUGUGUGUAGAUUGAUGAGGGGAAAAUACAAUUGAAUCCAUUUUAAAAUAAGGCUGUAACAUAACAAAAUGUGGAAAAGGUCAAGGGGUCUGAAUACUUUCUGAAUGCACUGUAAUGAGCAUGACUUGGUAAUUUAGAAAACAGGUCUCAAGGAAGGAAGAAAACAAGGACGCAUUUUUGUCUGUUAUUGUCAUCUGACUACAUCCCCUCCUCUCGCCUCCCCACCUCCUCCACCCUCCAUUCCCUAGGAGGUUUGCAUCUGGGGCCAGAGAGAAGGUGUUGAGGUGGCUGUUCCCCAAAGCUGAGCUAUGCCCCCUACUGGACAGCGCUGGAACAACACUGCAGCGUUGCCUGGUCACGCAUAGUGCCAACUCUCAGAGCAGAGUGAGUCUGGCCUCUAACACAGCCCAAAUAUACAAACAAGCCUGUUUGUUGUUAUGGUUUUGGGUGUGAUUCAGCAGUGUGUUGUUAGUGGUAUUGUGUGUGUUUUAGGGGGUGCGAGUGCUGGGCUGGCUGGUGGUAGGAGAGGGGCUACCCACGGUUCGAGUGGUCCCUGUCCACCGCUGUCAAAAACACUGUAGCUCCUUCAACCUCUGGCUGGGACCAGGAGAUAUGGGUGAGAACGAACACACACACUCGCACGUAUGCUAGUAUACUGUGUAAGUAUACUGUGAUUAUUAUUUGAAUCAGAUGUGUUUGUGCUAGGCUGUAACAAAAGCUUGAUUUUAGACCUAUACAAGUUUGCAUUUAGUUUGACCUGAUUGUGACCUUUGUACUUUGAUCCUGCCAGUGUAUGCUGACCCGCGCUACUGGCAGAUGGAGCUGUUCCCCGGCCGAGACCAGAACAUUGUUUGUGACGGCUCAGCUUUCUGAGGGAGGAGAGAAACAACUGAACGAGACAGAAUUGGAGGAAGAGGGAGAGAGUAAAGGGGAGGAGGAUGGAGGGUUUGGACUUGCCAUCCAGAACUCUUAAACCCUCACCCCAGUCCAGACUUCAUCCUACUUGCUGAGAAUAUAUCCCUUCCUGUGAUUGGACCUUUUAACUGUCCAUUGCAGGCUAGUCUCGCCCUCCUCUAGGUCUGGUAAAGUACACUUUCCACAGGCACAAAAGAGACUGAAGAGAUUCCCCUAAUACUACAAGCAUCCCUAGCCCCUACCGUUCUCUUGCCUAAUACCAAACCAAUCCCUAACCCUUACCCCUCUCUGGCCUAAUACCAAACUCAUCUCUAGCCCCUACCUGUGCCUCUUCGUUGAUAUCCCGUCACAGAUCUGCGACAACUGGAUGGUUAUAAGCAGGGAGGGACCACUCUCAGGCUGGGAGGUGUGUGUCGGUGAGGAAAAGGCUGGAACGUUCUCCCACUCUUGACUGUUCGCCUCACAGAUCAAGAGGUGUGUAUCAAGCCCAAAGAGGAGAAAUGGAGAGAGUGACUGAUCAAAUUUUUUUGGAACAUCAGAAGGCCUUUGCCUCUAUGCUGUGUUCAGUUGGAAUGUUCAAGAUGUUUUCGGUUAUGUAUUUUAGUUGUGAUCAAAUCACACUGGUACAAUAGGACAGUUUUGUGAUGCUGCCCUCCCUCAUCUACUCACUCUUAAACUGGCCUGUAUUCAUCAUCUAAGUUCAAAAUGUCGCUGCUAGUGUAACAAUGACAGUUGGUUAGGAGGAUGUAUAAAAUUGAUUUAUACAUUUAAGGUGAAUUGCUUUUGAUAACUGAAAGUGCAGAUAUUGUAUUUUAAUAUAUAGUUGACGGUAAGUGCUUGUGCCAUAAUUUUAACAGGAGUUAAAUGCUGUUUGUUAAUGUUCUUUUCACUGACUGUUUUGUCUAUGCUUUUUUCCCUGUCGUCCAGUCGCCCGUGUAAGCACUUUAACUAUCCAGAACUUGUUGACGAUGUCACAGUGUUUGAUGUUGUGUCACACUGUCGAUGUUCUGAGAUUUUAUCCAGUUCUAUUGCUCAACAUAGUCAUGUCAACAUAAUAUUUAUGCAGUUUUAAUCUCUCAGAAUUCACAAUUUUACACAUCUUCAGGUUAUGACCUUGUUGUUAAGCUAUACAUUGUCACCAUUUAAGUUAAUCUGUUUUUAGACUUCCCUGUCACUUUGGUUUUCUGAAUGCAUCAAUAACAACGUGAUUAUGUACUGGUAACUGCCAAAAUAA
Molecule: messenger RNA, 5506 nt
Organism: Coregonus sp. 'balchen'
Lineage: Eukaryota; Metazoa; Chordata; Actinopteri; Salmoniformes; Salmonidae
Source: the annotation of a GenBank genome assembly